AUUUUUUUUCCUGAAAACUAAGUAUUUAUGUGGUUAGCCCUGGGAACUAGCCAUUGUGAAGACACAUUAAGCAGGUGGCCUUGGUACUACUUAGAUGCAUUCAUUUCUAUUUUCAAUAUUGCUGAUAAUACGGAAAUUCUGUUUUAUAUUGUAGGAAAAUCUGCAAGAAUCUAGUCCUGAUUCUGUAGAAAGCCGAAUUACUCUACUAGCUCCUGUAAACACAGUUCCUGUGUCUCUCUUUCAGUUUUCUCUUUUGUAAGCUGAUUACUUCCUUCAGCCAUCGGUCCAGUGAAAUGGUUUCCAGGCGCACGAUUCUCUUCUGAUUAAACGGCAGUGUCUAUAUUCUUAAAAUGUACCACUCACUAUACACAGAGAUGCCUAAUGUGUUCAUGGGACUUUUACUUCCCUUAAACUGGCACUAUACUUCUCUUCAUGCCAAUUUGUACUAGCUUUUUAACAUCCAAACCAUACCGUUGCUAAACUGAGUAUGCAUUAUUAGAAAAAAAAUCCUUCUGCGUCUUUCAUUGUGCUUUUAAGUGUGUUGUAUCACAUCCAAUAUUUCUUUGAUUGGUUGCUUAAACUUCAAAGCUGAAAUUUACAUUUAUCAUUGCUCUAUUUUUAUUAAUUUCAUUUGGGUAUAUUUUUCAGCAUAUGAAACUAUUUUUAUCACAGUCCUGUCAUACAGAAUAUUAAACUUCCUUCCUAGUUUAAGUCACCUGCAUAUUUAAUAGUUGAACCGAGCUGUUCACAAGUAUAUUAACAUGACAAGCCAAAUAAGAGAGAGCCCUUUGACAGUGGCAGUGAGGACCUUUUCUGAGGUGGCAAGCUGUGUCUGUCACAGGGCUUUGCAGACAAUUUUCAACCAUCCACCUUCUCAAAAUCUAAUCCAGUCCUCAUUUUCUUGUCUUUUGCUUGCAAAAGUCAAGAUGUGUUACAUUUAUAGGAUUCCCUUGAUUUAGCAAUUUCAGAUCCCUUUCAAAAUACGGGACUGAGGUUCAUUUGUUAUGGCAUAUACGAUGCAGUAAUGUUUUGUAUGUACCUUUUAUAAAUUCAUCCAUACUUUCUAAUAAUGAAUAUUCUCUUGAGGUAAAGAGGAAGAAUUCUGAUAUAUAAGAAAAAUAAUUCUCUCUAAAGAGAUUUAAUAAAAAGGAUCAUGUUCAUUCUACUUUUUACUUAAUAUGCUUUUACAAAGUACCUAUUGUACAUCAGAGUGGACACCACAAAAUUGAAUAAAAUGUGGUUUCUGCCCUCAGAAAGCAUUCCGUACAAUAGGGCAACAAUACGUGUAUACAGCCCUGCAGAAUCUAGUAACGGAUUGUGAAGAUGUAGAAAGUGAUUCAUGAAUUUAGGACAGGAAUACACUGAUUGUGGUGAACAUAGGGGAAAGAUCAAGGAAGAUUGCCUGUAGAAGUCCAGAUGGAACUUGAGAAGAUGGAGAAGCUUUUGACAGAGAACAAGGAGUGCUACUAGGAAGAGUUAAUAACUGGGCAGAGCACCAGGAUCAGGAAGCUCAGGACAUGUUUGGGGUGUGUGGCAAGUCAUGGAAUUUGAUUGCAGUGUUGGAUGCCUGAAUGGGAAGAUGAGCGAAAGAGUGAGAUUGAGGUACUUGAAUGUCAUGGUAAAACUGGACUUUACUGAACAUUAGGAACUCUGAAGGGUUUUGAGCUAAAGGAUCAUUGUAAGCAAGCUGAAUUAUAAGACAUUCAUUUAUUCAAUCAGCGUAUAUUUUGAGUGUCUAAUAUUUGCCUUCCCACUGCUGGAGAUGAAAUGAGUAAAAGUAGACAUGGUCCGGUGCCCUCAGGGAAUUUAGAAGUAGAAAGAUAUUAAUUAAAUAAUCACAGCAGUAUCAGAUUGUGACUGCCACAGGUAUGGAAUAUCACAUGGUUCUGUGAGAGUCUGUAAGAGGGAGGCUUCCCUCCUAAAAGCGGUCAGGGAAGGGUUCCCUGAAGAAAUAAAUUCUCACGUGAGGGCCACAGGAUGAGUGGAGUCAGUAACUAGGGGCAGAGGAGAGGGGAAAAGCUCUGCGGGCAAAUGUAGCAGCUUCUGCAGAGCUCCUGAGGCCAGGAUGGGCAGUGCAAGGGCCUGCGCAGGAGGAGUGGCGGAAGGAAUGAAAAUGAACAGGAGGCACAAAGUCCCUGCUGUCGAGAGAUUCCCAUUUAAAGUGGGCCCGUGAGAGAACCAGCAGUUGGUGUGAAGUCCCUCGGAAUACUUGGCUGAUCUCCACUCUACCUCUCAUAACACCAAAAGUUGUUAAAUUUUCUUCUUCAAACUUCUCUUACAACUUUCUAAUAAUUUUCUUCCUUAUUUUUACCUAGCAUUAGGAAACACAAGGUAAAAACUUGUAGUAAUGAUCCUUGAGCUCUGUUGGCGUCGGCUGCUGUAUUAUAAGUAAAGGUAACUCACCCGUCAGGCAUUUUAAGAGGAAACCAUGCUAACAUUACUCUCUUGAUAUAUAGGGUUGGAUGUGUCCAGAACCGGCAUCAGAAAGGGAGGACUUGGUCUAUUUUGAACAUAAGUCAUUUUCUAACUUGUGCAAGGAGCACGAUGGAGAAUUUACUGACGCAGAAGAAAGCAGUGCACAUGCACUAGAGCGGAAGAGCGACAACCCCCUAGAUAUAGCUGUAAGCAGGCUGUCUGAGUUGGAGCGAAACAUUGAAAGGAGGUAUCUGAAGAGCCCCUUAAGUACCACCAUUCAGAUCAAACUGGAUAAUGUGGGCACAGUUACUGGCCCUGCUCCUGCACCAUCCACUAGUGGUGAUGAUGACGGAAUUGAAGAGGAUAUUGUUCCCGGUCUCAGGGUGUGGCGAUGGGCAUUAUCAGAAGCUCGCAGUGCUGCCCAGGUGGCUCUGUGCAUUCAGCAGUUACAGAAAUCCAUAGCAUGGGAAAAAUCCAUUAUGAAAGCUGCAAGUUCACUGAAAAGGGGCCGCAAAAACAGAAAAAGGAAAAUAGAGGAAAACACCUGCGGUACUGGAGUAAAACAAGAACGCUGUACUCGUGGAAAGAAACUGAAACAGGACAACUCUGACCCGACUCUUGGCAGCCUUACUAAAAUGCAAACUCGUCUCAAUAAAGACAUGAAAAAAAGAAAAAUAGAAGAAAACACCUUCACUAACUUACCAAACCAGGAAAGCUUUCAUUCUGUAAAGAAAAGGAAGCAAGACCACUCUGACCUGACUCUUUCCAGUCAUGAAGAUGCACGGCCUUUUGUAGAACUGCCGGAGUGCAGCACACGGAGUCGUCUGCGUUUCCGCCUCAGGGAUGGAAGACACGUUUUUAUUAAAAGUGCGUAAGCAGCUUUAUAAUAACAUGUCUGGUAUCUGCGGGUCUCAUCAACAAGAAAU
This is a messenger RNA of Manis pentadactyla (Chinese pangolin), 3341 nucleotides long. RefSeq names its product bromodomain adjacent to zinc finger domain protein 2B-like. The record is from RefSeq and is a predicted model, not a curated record. Bases 2463 to 3290 code for a protein of 275 amino acids. The transcript has 5 exons. NCBI's taxonomy places the organism in Eukaryota, Metazoa, Chordata, Mammalia, Pholidota, Manidae.